AUGAACGCACCAGGCACCCACCACAAAAGUCACAGAGCUAUCAUUGCCAACCCUUACCAUAUCUUGGAAGGACAACAAAUUCAAAGAGUGAAACAAUCAAACAAGAAAAUGAAAACUAUGAUAUUCCUUUCUCCCAAGUUCGCACACGUAGGACAAAAACAUGCAUGUGCUUCACUCGCUCAAUAG
Sphenostylis stenocarpa is the source of this 186-nucleotide messenger RNA. The record is from the annotation of a GenBank genome assembly. NCBI's taxonomy places the organism in Eukaryota, Viridiplantae, Streptophyta, Magnoliopsida, Fabales, Fabaceae.